This is a messenger RNA of Scomber japonicus (chub mackerel), 1644 nucleotides long. Its product is annotated as betaine--homocysteine S-methyltransferase 1-like. The record is from RefSeq and is a predicted model, not a curated record. The coding region runs from base 254 to 1375 and encodes 373 amino acids. Gene Ontology annotation, molecular function: zinc ion binding; betaine-homocysteine S-methyltransferase activity. The transcript has 8 exons. Lineage: Eukaryota; Metazoa; Chordata; Actinopteri; Scombriformes; Scombridae.
CUAACCAGCAUAAACAGGUUCUUACUCCUAAACUAGAAUAAGUCAAACCCAUGCGUGACGUCAGGACAGCGCCCCUUCAACCUUCAGGGGUAAACAAAACGCAGCAUAUGUUAUUGGAUGUGGUGAGAUAAACGGGGUAGUUUCAGCGUUAAGACAGCCACCCGCCGUGCGUCUCUGUGCAGGAUUACAGCUGCAUCUCGCGCAUUGAAGCCAGCUUUCUUUUCAGGCUGCCAUCAAAGAGUUGUUAUCUACAAUGGAGAGCAAGAAGAAAAGGAGUAUCCUGGAGCGUUUGAAUGCUGGGGAGGUGAUAGUAGGAGAUGGGGGUUAUGUAAUGCAGCUAGAGCGACGUGGUUAUGUGAAAGCAGGACACUGGACACCUGAGGCUGCUGUUGAACAUCCUGAAGCUGUGCGGCAGCUGCACAGAGAGUUCCUACGAGCAGGAGCCAACGUGCUGCAGACAUUCACCUUCUACUGCAGUGAGGAUAAGCUGGAGAUCAGUGGCAAUGUCACCAACCUCACUGGGGCCCAGAUCAAUGAGGCAGCAUGCAACCUGGCCAGAGAGGUGGCUGAUGAGGGUGAUGCAUUGGUCGCUGGGUGUGUGUGUAUGACUCCUUGUUAUCAGAAGAGUCACAGUGAGACAGAAGUCAAGGCCAUCUUUAAGAAGCAGAUGCACGACUUCCUCAAGAAGAACAUUGAUUUCUUUAUAGUGGAGUUUGUGGAUCAUGUGGAAGAAGCAGUGUGGGCAGUGGAGGUGCUGAAGACCAGUGGUAAAGCAGUGGGAGCGACACUCUGCAUCUCCCCUCAUGGAGACAUGCAAGGAGUCCAGCCUGGAGAGUGCGCUGUCCAGCUGGUCAAAGCUGGAGCUGACAUCGUCGGAAUAAAUUGCCACUUGGACCCUCUGACGUGCGUUCGCACGGUGAAGUUGAUGAAAGAGGGAUUAGAGAAAGCCGGUUUGAAGGCCCACCUCAUGAUCCAGCCGCUGGGCUUUCACACACCAGAGUGUAACUUCGGUGGAUACUUGAGCCUUCCUGAGUUCCCCUUUGCACUGGAGACCAGAGCAAUGACCCGUUGGGACAUUCAGAAAUAUGCCAGAGAGGCUUACAAUGUUGGAAUUCGCUACAUUGGAGGCUGCUGUGGAUUUGAGCCCUACCAUAUCAGAGCUAUAGCAGAAGAGCUGGCUGCAGAGAGGGGGUUCCUCCCACCAGCUUCAGAGAAGCACGGACUGUGGGGGGCUGCUCUGGAGAUGCACACUAAACCCUGGGUCAGAGCUAGGGCUCAUCGAGAGUACUGGGAAAACCUCCUGCCUGCUUCUGGACGUCCCAAAUGCCCUUCCAUGGCCACACCAGUCAAUGAUUAUGAAAAACAGCAGAAAUAAAACAUAAUCAGAUGUAUUCUUUACAUGUGUGAUCAGAUUAUCCACAUUUCUUCAUAUCAAGAGUAUUAAUCAAGCAUCUCAUCAAUAAUUGUUUUGCAGUGUGUCCAAUAAAAUUAUUUUCACUGUAUUAUUUGUCCAAUCCAACAUAUGAACAUAAUUGCUGAUAUCCUUUACGUAUGUUCAGAUUAUCCACAUUUCUUCAUGUCAAGAGUAUUAAUCAAGCAUCUCAUCAAUAAUUCAUGUCCAAUAAACUUGUUAUUUUCACUGUA